AUAUCCUUAUGAUGCAUCUCCAGUGAGUGCAGGCCUGGCUACUAACAUUUGAAAUCUUCCCCACUCCAUAUCCAUAUGAUGCAUCUCCAGUGAGUGCAGGGCCCGAGGUUAUAAAAAAAAUGUCGUGCUCAACUCAGUUUCGUGCUCAAAUACAUGCUCAUGCUCAAGUUCGUACUCAGUUGAGAUUUGUACUCAAGCAGAGGUUAUAAAACAUCUUGAGUCUGUACUCAGCUGAGAACAACUCACGCUCGGCUCGAGCAUGCUCAAAGGACUCUUUGUUUAUGAUAUAAGCGGCAAUUUGGAACUCUUCCGUCAAGAAUGGUAAGAAAACAACGCGGAUGUUGUCGUCUGCUUAUUUACAAUGGCAAAGGAGGGCGUGACCGAAUCGAGAAGGCGGGGUAAGGGGUGGUCAGAAGCGGAGGAGGUUUGUCUCAUCCAGGAAGUCGUUCAGCGAGAGCAACUGUUGUUCGGCGAAAUAAAGGGAAGCGGUGUGAAGUCCAUCCAUCGACAGCGGACCGAUGGAUGGCAAAGCAUCACGGACAUCCUCAACACAAGACACAUCAAUGCCAAAAGGGAGGCUAUUGAAGUGAAGAAGAAGUACUUCAAUUUGAAACAAAGAGCUAAAAGCAAGAUCGACGGCCUCAAAAGGUCAAUGGCCACAACUGGAGGAGGGCCUCCACUCCCAGCACUGUCCAACGCGGACGAGGUCCUUUGUCAGUCUUUGGAGGGGAGGCCAGGUAUCCAUGGCCUAGAACAUGGCAUUGACACUGAUGUCAUUCAUGAUGGCGAUGUAGCUGCCGCUUCACCAGAAGGUAAUACAUAUCAUAUGUCUGAAUACUAUUAACAUGUAUUAUUAUACAUAAUCACAUCUAUAACAUGGGACAUAUAUCUAAUUACUCUCAGUCUGUGGGUUGUCUCCCUUAUAUAGGUCAUGUCUGGAACAUAAUACCAAAAUUUCCAACAUGUAUUGUAGAGCAUAGUUUGCUAUUCCUGUCAUAACAUUAUUGUCUGAGCUGACACAUUGUAUACAAUCAAUGUAAAUAUUCUCAAUUAAUAACAUUAAAGUAUAACUUUAUUUUGUGACUUUAUUGAAUGCUUAAAUAUAUAAAUGUCAGAAAAUGAUACAAUAAUUUUUUGCAUUUGUUCAAUGUUAAAAAUUGUAUCCCCUUAUUUACAGGUCUGCAAGGUGAAGCACAUCAC
Haliotis rufescens (red abalone) is the source of this 1200-nucleotide messenger RNA. RefSeq lists its product as uncharacterized. Bases 362 to 844 code for a protein of 160 amino acids. The record is from RefSeq and is a predicted model, not a curated record. Lineage: Eukaryota; Metazoa; Mollusca; Gastropoda; Lepetellida; Haliotidae. The transcript is spliced from 4 exons. Gene Ontology annotation, cellular component: nucleus.